Molecule: messenger RNA, 7548 nt
Organism: Symbiodinium sp. CCMP2456
Lineage: Eukaryota; Dinophyceae; Suessiales; Symbiodiniaceae
Source: the annotation of a GenBank genome assembly
AUGCCAACAUGUUUGACACACUUUUGCGCUGAAUGGCGCCGUGCUCGCCGGGUACUGUCGGUUCAAAACCUGGACUUGGAGACAAAGCGCGAACUUUAUGGCGUUCUGACAUCUGACCUACUUGUCGGAUGUGAUGGACCGUUAGCAGAAAGACAUGGUGUCGGAUUCUGGCAAGCAGAUUUCGACGAGGCUGCUGGUGUCCGGAUAUGGUUAAUGCAGACAGGAACGGUUGUGGCAGGAUCUACUGACGAGGUCGACACAAAUGAUGGAGACAACCAGCCUGACGAGAGUUUGAGCACGGCCAGUCGCUCCAUUAACUUGCGAAGCAAGUCAGGUGCCCUGGGUCUUUUGAAAGGUCUGGCUGCGAGACCGUCUCCCAAGAAACUUGAUGACCAGGCUUCAGUAUUCUCCUGGAAUCUGCAGCAGGUUGGCGCAGCCAAGAGUGCAGCAGCCGGUGAGCAUCAUCUGCUGUUUCGCAAUCCUGACCAUCCCAUGUCACAGUUUCCGAACGAGGCGAACAAGGAUGAGUUUGUGGGGCUGAUGAAGAAGAGCUUAAUGGCCGAAAGCCUUUUCUCCGAAGGCGUCGGGCCACAUCACAAAAACGAAGAGCAGGCUAUCGCAACUACACAAGAUGCAGAGGACUUGUUUGAGGCCUUGUUGAUCCAUCAGCAAAUCUGCCGACUGACGUCCGGAUCGGUGCUUCAACUCGGUCGUGUGAUGGACGAGCUCGUGAGGAGAUGGAGCAUUCUGACAAAGUUUCGCCAGCUUAUCGAGAGAGAUACUGCAACAAUAGGAACAUUCAUUCAAACGUAUUUCCUUACCCCCAAAGUGAAAUACAUCGAUUCCAACGAGAUUUAUCAUUUUUUCCGCGGUGGCCCCGGCCUGCGUGACGUGACGGUGGAAGAGGUGCUGUCAUCUCUCGACGAAGACGGCGACGGAAAGGUGGACCUGCAGGAGUGUCAAAGACAGCUCUCUCUCGUUGCACCGCCGAGACCGAGCCUUUUGGAACUAGGCAGCCAGCUGGAGCUCAAGCACGGACUGGGCCGCAGCGCCAUCAGCAGUGGACUGAAAGAGCCGGCCUCCUUGUUUGAGCACCUUUGUACGGUGGAGAAAGUUAGCCCUCCGCCAGAGGAUGUGGCACGCCUCUACCGAGCCAUCAAUAGCUCCCGGGCGAGCAGGGAGAUCGGCACUGAGAGUCUAUCGCAAAUGCUGCGGCAGCCGCCACUGGACAUUCAGUGGGGUGUGGAGGUGCACACCAUCCCAGCUUUGUACGAUGCGCUCGCAUGCCGAAUGUUGACCGUCGAAAGGAGCCGUCAGAAGGAUGCUGCAGUGCUGCCUCCAGAGGCUUUUGUGCAAGGAGAAGUCCCGGAAUUGCCGGAACUGGAGCGGCGCUUCGCUCACCUGUGGGACAUGUACGGCAGCUCCCUUGUUGGCAGUGUCUCUGCACAGAGCGCAUCCAAGUUCCGGGAGCAUUGCUUUGCAAUGUACCAGCAUCAUGCAGAUCAGAUAGCGGUAUGGAGAUCCAAUCACAGUGGUGAACUCCGACGUGGCCAGAUGGUCAGUGUUCACAAGUCUUUAUUCCCGAGCAUCGGGGACGUUGUUACCACGGCCUCUUGCCGCCUCGUAGCUGGGCAGACAUGUGUCGUGCGAUAUCGCUUGCAAGGGCCAUGCAGCUAUUAUGGGUCGGGCCAUACAGUUCUCAAGGAUGAGAGGGAGCCCGUGCCCUGGCCAGUCCCACGCAAAGUCUUGGGCGACACUCCCUUCAUUGCUUUAGUGCCACCGGGACUGAGCUACUGCGCAGCUGGAGGGGGUGGCUUCUAUUUGGGCCACCAGGCCUUCAACAACGUGGAUCCUAACUUGCGCGCGGACUUGCCCAAAAGUUCAGAUGGCCAGCCUCAGAUGUUGGGCCAUGUUGAGAUGUCGAUGCCUUCCUUCAGCCGUUCCCAGAGAGGCGGAAGUGGCAAGAUGCCAAAAAGCCAAGUCUUUGAAUUGCGGCUUUUCUGUUCUUCAAAGCAACGAAUCAUUGGAUGCAUCGGCGAGCCGGUGCAAAUGACGGUGUGGAAUCAGAUGCCGCCUCCACCUCUGGAGUCAUUGCAGCUAAGAUGCGAAGGCCGCAACGUGACGCUUCGCUGGAAUGCGUUGGAACUCCUGGACUUACCCAAGGAAGCACAGGCUGAUCACGUGAGAGUCUUGGUGAAGACUUCGACCUCCGAGGAGACCGUUGUCCUGAAGCCGGAGGUCACGGAGCAUGAGCUGCAAGACUUGAUACCAGACACCGAAUACGAAUUCCGUGUUCGGGCCGAGAAUGUCGCCGGCAGCAGUCGGGAUUGUGUGGCGCACUGCCGCAUCAAUGCCUACUGCCCUGCUCCUGCGGGCUUGACAUGUGCAUCGAUCGGGACGGCCCAAGUGGAGCUCGAGUGGUCCAGGCCAGGCAAGAUUGGAAACGAGGCAACCAAGGAUGCCUUUCAGAUCCACACAGAGCAAAUUCAGAGAUACAUCGCCACCCUGCGCGUGGUGGAUACAACUGGCGAGGACGGAAACGAGGAGGGCAGUGACGGGAGCAGCCCCAGGUCUGAUAAGCCUCACCGGAGCAGGAAACGAGCACAAAAGCACAACCUUAACCCGGACGCCGUGAAGGAAAGACCCUGCCAAUGGCUUCCUGAAGCCUUGCGGGAGGACCGGGGUCGCGGCAUCAUCCAAGCCACGUUGCUGGGUCUCCGGCCGGACACACGCUACAUGCUCUUCGGGCUCUGUGCGGAGAACUCGGUUGGCUCUGGAGCGUGUUCGCCGAAUCUGGAAUUCUGGACAAUCCCUUUGGUGCCACGCGUGGAGAGAUGUCGUGUGCGACAGGGCCAGGUCUUGUUGGCGCUGUCUGAGACCGGUGGGGCGUGUGUGCACGAGUAUGCCGUGUCUGUUUUAAAGGAAGGCAUGCCCGAGGACAACGCCGUAAGCUGGACCAUUCCUCAAGCUGCCUUGCAGCCAGAAGGCGAAGCUGAAGAGGUCAAUGCCGGCGCCGCAGAGGUGGUACGAGCUGGAACUCCGCAGGUACGAGCUGGAACUCCGCAGGUACGAGCUGGAACUCCGCAGGGAGUCCUGCAGCUCCCCGAGCUACCACUUCCUUUCGCCGAAAUGCCCGCCGCGGAGUCCACAGAGAAACACUUCUUGAGGUUGAGGGCUCGCAAUUCCGGAGGCUGGUCGGAGUGGAGCCCGUCUUUCACUACCGCCGCCAUCUCGCGGCAACAGGGUGCGGACUUAGCGGAGGCCGCAAUCAUCGCUGCGAUUACCUCACCGAGCAUCGAGCAGCUGGAGCAGGUCCUGCGCGCCAGCAAGGGAAUCGAGUUCCAGGACUACAAGUACGUUCACGAAGCACGAGCAUUGCUGCUGCGCUUGCGGGAAGUCAAGAACGACCUGGCGGAUGCAAUGAAAGCUCGAUUUCCGGAACAGCUCAGAGAGGCUCUGCAGGCUGCGAUUGAUGCAAAGCUUCAAGGCAUUGACAAAGCUCGAAGCCUCCUCGACAAGCUGGACCUCGUCGUGGAACGCCUGGACACGGCAAAGGGCCUCACCCCUCUGAAAGCUGCGAUCGAGGCAGCCGAGACGGCAAGGUUGCCCGAGGAGAUCAUCGUCGUGGGCAGGGAGCGCCUCAUCCGCCGAGAGGCAGCCCAGCAAGGGCUCGAGGAGGCUAUCGAAGCUGCACGCGUCCCGGAUCUCCUGGAGGCUCUCAAAGCCGCGGAAGGCAUGGAUCUCCCAGCAGAGCCCGAAGCACGGGAAAGAGUCGAGCUGCUGGGGCAGACGCAGGGGGCGCUUCAGAAAGCCAUGAGCACGAAGGUCAUUCCCGACCUGUCUGCGGCUCUCACACUAGCUAGCAAAGCCGGCUUGAAGGAGCAUCAGAUGAUCCACGAGGCUCGCUCCUUGCUCUCCAAGUUGAUGAAUCGACGAGAGAAUGUGAAGAAGGAGCUCGAGAAAGCUGUCAAAUUUCGCCAUCCUGUGAAGUUGAAGAUGACCAUCAUGUCCGCCCGCCUGGCGCAAGUCAGCCUAAAGCGUAUCCUGGAUGCGGAAGAAGUGCGGAAGAGGGUCGAGGAGCUUCUGGAAGCGAUGGCGGACGCUGCUGGCAUCGAGGAACGCGAGAAGACCCUUGCAGAUGCAGUCGCCUACAGCAUCCCAGCAGAGUUGCUGAAAAGAUUUGAAAUUGAACUGGAAGAGCUGAAGGCCCUGCACGACGCCAUCCGUCACGGAGACCCCGAGGUCUUGCGGGAGUGUAUCGAGAAGUGCGAAGACCUGGGCAUCAAAGUCGUGGAGCUUCUCGAGGCCAGAGUCCUUUAUCGGGAUUGGGAGGCGGCCUGCCAGAAGAUUGAAGUAGAGGCAUCUGUGCAGCGUGUGGAGCCACUUCGCACGGCAAUAAAGGCGGCCAAGGAUCUUGGUGUGAACGCGCUGGUGCUGGCUCGUGGGAACGAGCUGCUGAGACAUCUCGAGAAGCGCAUCCGAAUGGAACAGGAGCUUGGGGAAGCCUUGAAGGUCCACAAGCUUGAAAUCAUUGCCUCGGCCGUGCGAGCUGCUGGCGAUGCCGGUGCUCACGACCAUUCGCUCGUGACCAGAUCCCAUGACAUGCUGGAGGUACUGCAAACAAAGCGAGACAAGCUGCAAGCUGCUUCAGAGCGCGCGGAAUUGCACCUCAUGCAUGAGACGCUGAACACCGUGGUCCAGUCACCUGCACUCCCAGACAGCGAGACAUCCAGAGCGUUUCUCAAGAUGCGGGCUUUACGCAAGAAGGAACAGAUUCAGAUCGUGAGCAGACUGAAGCUGGCUCAGGAAGCAAAAGACUUUCGAUGUGGAAGUGUUCUUCUAGACCGCAUGGUGACAGCGCGGAAGGCGGAUGUAGACAUGGACAGCCAGCAUAUCGGGAGUACGGAGUGGAUGCAGCUGGCGGAGGUGGAGCAGAGGGAACGUAUCGAGAAGGACAUUCUGCAGGAACGCCUUUCUCGCAAGCAAAUGGUCUUGUCUGACCAGGCUCCAGAAGCUAGCGCUUCAUACAUUUUAUCGACCGGGGCCAUCGUCGGAACCAUGAAGGUCCUGUUUGAGCCGGUUGGGACGCAGAUCUGCAUCCUGCCUCGCGAGAUUGUCGAAGCCAACCUCCAGGUGAACCUAGAAGUCGGGAAAGGCAUCCCAGAAGUGGGUUCGCCAAAGGCGGUGACACCAAAGAAGUUGCAAACUCUCGAAGGAGAAGCAAACAUUCAGAAGAGCCUGGGUGUCAUACGAAAGAUCAUCGGCCGGGGUGACGAGGUCAAAUGCCUGAGACCGAUUGACCUGUCUUGGGAAGAGAAUGCCCGAGAAUCCGCGUUCCGAACGUUGCGAGGCCUGAUGCAGGUGCCGAUUGCCAUCUAUAUCCGCCGGGACCACCAGUGCUUGGAGAUUGCGGAUGCCAUCUGCCGUCGCUGCCACUUGGGUGCCGAUCUUUGGCAGUCCGAUGCUUUGCCAAGCUCAGUGAUCCAUCCGCUGGACUUCUGCACGGACCCGGAUCCAGUGACGGAAGACUGUUCAACAAAGCUUCGUUGGGAUGAUGCGGACGACGCGCUCGCUGCCCUCAGCAGGGAGCUCGCCUCCUCCUUGGUUCAAGUGAGCCGGAGCAUCACGCCACCUUGUUCGAAGCAGCUGGCCGAUUACACAAGGUCAGUCCGGGCAAGGGUCUUCCGCUCGCUUCACCUGGACUUCGCUUGGACGUAUCCGAAAGGAAUUUUCGAUUCGCUGGACGCCAGCUGUUUGAUGUUCGACCAGGAGAGGCUUCUCGACAUCAUUGAUGGCCGCGGGUCGCAAGCUUCCAAGUACGGCAUCAUAAACUCUGGACCGUACGGUGUGGCAUAUGAAAGAAGAAGCAAGAGCAAAGAAAGCAGCCCAGUACAUCAUGCUUCCAAGGAGAAGAUUUCGGCUAUCAACAUGUUUUCGGAAACCAACUAUGCCGAGAGCAGACAAGGCAAGCGGACGGUGGAGGUGCGCAUCGACAUGAUUCCGUCGCACGUGACCGAUCUCGUUUUUGUCGUCUCGCCUACAAACUCCCGGGACUUGUCCAAGUUCACCGACCUCCAGAGCAUGGUUAUCGAUGCCGAGUCUUCAGAGGUUUUGGCGAGCAGCUCUGUGGAGGAGCAGAUCAGUCCGGGACAUGAGUGUGCCGUUAUGCUCAGUGUUUACAGACUGGACGACCACCUUUGGCACGUGAACAAGAUCGAUGCCUUUGGCAAGGGGAGCCAUCGAGAUUACAAGCCGGUCAUCGCCAAAGUCUUGAGCCUGGGAUACCCGAGAAAGCAGGCCAUGAAGAACUUGGUCCCCGAUGUACUGAAGAGGAUUCAAGCAGAGCUCUCCGUGCCACAUCCCGUCAAAGACACGAACGUGAGGGUGAGUCGAAAAAAUGCGCUGGAGUUCGGCUACGCGGUUGAGCUGACUGGCGAUCAAAAGACGCUUUCGUCAGAGAUGCUGCAGCGAAUCGCAGAUCCCAUGUUCAUAGAGGCCCUCGCCGAGACGCUAUAUGACUCCAGCAGCAAUCGGAUCAGCAAGUCGCACUUGACAAUCUCUGAGGCAUCCUAUGGGGAGGCAUGGAACCUGGAGUUCGAGUUCAAGUACAAGUUUCCGGAGCAGGAGGAGGACACGGAGGAGGAUCCUACGAACUGUUAUUUGGAUGCCACUUGCGUCCUGUUUGAAGGCCAGGCUUUACGUGAAGUGGUGGACUACCGUGGAGCACAUGGCAUUCGCUGGGUGACAAAUGGUGUGCUGGACUAUCGCGGCUAUUGGGUUGGGCAGAUCCCGAUUGGAGAUGCCAGCGGUGGCGCGGUGCAUCACAUCGGUGGAUCCCAGAACUAUGCCGCAAGGGAAGGGAAGACGGCAUGUCAGGUCGAGUUGGAUAAGCUGCCGGCCAACGUCACUGACGUUUUCUUCGUGCUGUCCAACCAUACCACUCCGGUGGGUGCUUUCAGCGGAGUAUCUCUCCAGGUCAAGGAUGUGAACCAUCCGGGACAUGAAGUGACGGGGGUCUACGAGCUGGCUGCGUCUGACCCCAAAGAGUCAGCUCUGGUUGCCUGUCGCUGCAGCCGAUCGCCUGCACUGGAGACGGGAUUGUGCGAAGACACCUGGACACUUGACAUGAUGAGCAUCUCCUGUGGUGGCCAUGCUAUGGAUUAUCGUCCAGCUCUGCAGAGCCUCUAUGCCGCCCAAGCAGCGACCCGAAACACAAGAUCGGUGCAGUGGCCGUGCCGCGGAGGCAAUUCCCCAAGAGGGGCCCUGCAGGACCGGCCAUAUGGCCUGCCAGCAAUCAAGCGGCCGAUGAACGACCUGCCCAUGCUGGGCGUUAACUCCGAGCUACCUGAAGGACUGGCAAGGGUUCGGACUCCUUCUCGAGACGAGAGCUUACCGCCAGUGUCCGCCAGGAACAGACAACCCGAUGCAGCUGUGCCAAGCGCUGGCUACGGCAAGCAGGGUAGUCUUCCAAAAGGAGAUCCCGGAACGAUGAGCCUUACACCUUUGCCGCCCCUGGAUUCACCGAAGGCUUUAGCCAGCACCGGCUGA